Messenger RNA from Aspergillus sclerotioniger CBS 115572, 1290 nucleotides. Its product is annotated as putative exo-polygalacturonase. The transcript is spliced from 5 exons. Bases 1 to 1290 code for a protein of 429 amino acids. The record is from RefSeq and is a predicted model, not a curated record. Gene Ontology annotation, molecular function: polygalacturonase activity. NCBI's taxonomy places the organism in Eukaryota, Fungi, Ascomycota, Eurotiomycetes, Eurotiales, Aspergillaceae. Gene Ontology annotation, biological process: carbohydrate metabolic process.
AUGGCUCAAUUGUUAUUUUCAAUUGUUCUCUUUUUGUCUCUCAUUGCCCCCUCCCUCUCACUAUCCGCUAUAGCUCGAAACGGCCACACCCGAUCUCAAUGCAUAGUCAACCCCGGUAACUCCUCUGAUAUCGACGAUGUGCCCGCCAUUCUCGAUGCCCUGACCACCUGUGGCUCCGGUGGCCGGGUCACCUUCACCAACAGUACCUACCACAUCAACUCGGUCAUGAACACAACCUGGCUCGACGAUGUGGAGAUCGACCUGCAGGGUACACUACUUUGGAGCACCAACAUCUCCUACUGGCUAGACCAUUCCCUCCCCGUGGGGUAUCAGAAUCAAUCCACGGCAUGGAUCCUAGGCGGUACCGAUAUCGUCUUGGAUGGACACGGAUACGGAACAUUCAAUGGCAGUGGGACAACCUGGUAUGAAUUUGUUGGAUCGACGUCGAACUACCCAGGGCGACCGAACCAGUUGACGGUUUCGGGGGCGAAAGGAGCGGUCUUUAAGGGAUUGCGGUUUGUGCAGAGUCAGAUGUGGACCAUGUCAAUUAUCCACACAUCAGACUCAUGGUUCGAUUCCAUCUACGUGAAUAAUCUCUACGAUAAUGGUCGUUCGGCGCACAACACCGACGGUGCCAACACCAUCUACAGCCAAAACAUCACCUUCACCAACUGGGAGGUCAUCAACGGCGACGACAGUAUCAGCACGAAAGCCAACUCCACCGAUAUCACGAUCGCAGACUCGACCUUCUCCACCGGUCUGGGAAUAGCAAUCGGUAGUAUCGGACAAUACAAUGGGGCCUUUGAAACUGUCGAGCGUCUUCGAAUCUCCAACAUCACAUACGAGAAGACGACUCAUGCCGUGUAUUUCAAAACAUGGACGGGCGAUCAGGUCGGAUAUCCACCGAAUGGAGGUGGUGGGGGAUUGGGAUAUGCGUCUGACAUCUCCGCCACGGACCUCAAAACGAAUAAUCUAAAAGGCACCCCGUUUACCAUAUCCCAGUGCACGACGUUCUCUGGGGCCUCGGGAAACUGCACCAACUCCAAGUUUCAGAUCCGGGAUCUCGUCUUCACUGAUAUUUCGGGUACGAGUAAGUCGGAGGAUGUGGCGAGCUUUCAGUGUAGUGCUGUCGCGCCGUGUGAGGAUAUCACUACCGAGAAGGUGGAUUUGCGGAUUACAGGAAAUACAACAUAUGCUGGGGAGUAUCUCUGUGGAAACGUGGAGGGGACGGUGGGGUUUAAUUGUACGGGGGAGGUGUGUGUUGGGUCUAGUGCGACGGGAGGUUGUUAG